This is a messenger RNA of Magnolia sinica, 1629 nucleotides long. RefSeq lists its product as uncharacterized. Bases 92 to 1414 code for a protein of 440 amino acids. The record is from RefSeq and is a predicted model, not a curated record. The transcript is spliced from 4 exons. Lineage: Eukaryota; Viridiplantae; Streptophyta; Magnoliopsida; Magnoliales; Magnoliaceae.
AGUAUACUCGGUCGAGUUCAGUAGCUGGGUUUCGCUCAGCUUCAGACACACAAAUGGCGGCAAAAAAUCCAUCUAUCCUUCGCCUUCUUCCAUGGCUUCCAUCGUGACCAUCCCUUCUCCCCUUUCUCUCUCUUCUCCGUUCUUGAAAACCCUUUCAAAACCCUACAAAACCCUAACCCUAAAAGACCCCCUCUCUUCUCCCAAACCCUUCCUUUUCAGGAAGAAGACGAAAAUUCCAACCCCGCCAUCUCAAAUUUCCUCUUCUCUGUCGGAAAACUGCUCAUUCUCCGUCUCAUCAGCCGAAAUUCCACGCGAUUUCGUCUCCGGGACCGCCUUUCUGUCCUCGAUCUUGGCUGCGCUGGUUUGGAUACUCGAAUCGCGUCGAAAACGGCCUCUUUUGCUCCCGUAUCGGUCGAUAAAUCGGCAAUAUUACGAUUUGAAGAGGAAGACUGUGGAGGUUGGGUCGUGGAAGUUGAGUUUGGAUGUUUUGCCGUCAAUUCGGGAGUCUUACGACCAUCCGAAGGUGCUUAUCGAUCCGGCAUUUCUAGGGAUUGUGAAGUCGGCUGAUCGUGUGGUGUUUGGGGGCUCGGUGUCUAGUAAUUACAGUGGAUUGGAUCCAAUUGGUAUUAAUUCAGAGCUGUCGGAUUUUUCUGAUGAAGAAGAGGGCGACUUUGGUGGAUUGAAUGGGAGUAUUGAUCAUCCGACGGUGGUUACCGACCUCACAUUUCCAAGGAUUGUGAAUUCGGCGGAUCGUGUGGCUUUUGGGGGCUCGGUGUGUAGUAAUUACAGUCGAUUGGAUCCAAUCGGUAUUAAUUCAGAGAUGUCGGAUUUUUCUGAUGAAGAAGAGGGCGGCUUUGGUGGAUUGAAUGGGAGUAUUGAUCAUCCGACGGUGGGUACCGAUCUGGCAUUUCUAAGGAUUGUGAAUUCAGCUGAUCGUAUGGCAUUUGGGAGCUUGGUGUUUCGUAAUUACAGUGGAUUGGAUACCAUCGAUAUUAAUUCGGAGCCAUCAGAUUUUUCUGAUGGAGAAGUGGGCGAGUGUGGUGGGUUGAAUGCAAGUAGGUCUGGUUGGAAUCCACUAUUGCUGCCGGCUGUAUCUGCUGCAUGCUUGGAGAUUCCAUCUUCGAGUGUGAUUGCUGUAUCAGAGCAGGAGAAAUUGCCUGCUCAAGGGGAACUGCAAGCAGCUAUUCCAGCAAUUGCAAUGGCAGCAGGGGCUUUUGGUGCAAUAACUGGUGGAGUAAAUGGAGGACUGGAAAUGGUUGGUUUUGUUGCUGUCAUCAGCUUUCUUGUGCAUGAUCUUCUAUGGGCUUCAAAUAGGAGGAUGCUAUGGGAGGACCUGGUGAAAGUCACAGAUCGUGAGAAGUUUAUAUGCUUUUUAAAGUCUAGAAACAUAAUGAUUACAGAUUUAUCAUUCUAAAUCAAGAUACUUGCGUGAAAAUGGCUGUGUAUAUUCUUUUGGCUGCUAGAAGUUAAAACUGAUUUCCUUUUGAAUUUCAAUAAUUGUAGUGUUCUCUUCUUUCUUUGUAUGUGCAUUAUUUUUUAUUUUUUUUUGGUUUUACUGUAAAUCAAAAUUCAAUAUCUGAACUGUGUAGACCAAUUUCCCUCUGUUGGAAAAUUAAAUUAGUUUCUCUA